Messenger RNA from Nakaseomyces glabratus, 4827 nucleotides. RefSeq lists its product as uncharacterized. The record is from RefSeq and is a predicted model, not a curated record. NCBI's taxonomy places the organism in Eukaryota, Fungi, Ascomycota, Saccharomycetes, Saccharomycetales, Saccharomycetaceae.
AUGAAUUAUGGCUUAAUAUACGCUUUUAUUUUCUGGAUCACUAUUUGGCAAACAGUGUCCGCGACAAAAUAUACCGACAAGGAGAUUGUGUUUGAUGGCUCAAGUACUGGAACAGAAAACCCGGUAUUCACUGACGCAACAGUUCUCUCGCUGGUAAAUUCAAAGGUUACAAUAAAAAACUAUGCAAAAGUUGCUCUACCGGCAGGAUUUUUUUUGCAGAAUCAUUCAACGUUGACGAUCAUACCUAUACCUGGUAUUGACAUACCUUUUUCUUUGGAUGUUAAUGGUGAUGCACAAUUUAAUACCGGUUCAAAAUUCAUUUUUGACGGUUCAAAGACAAGUUAUUCCAGUUCUAUACAAGCCAUAAACUCAUUUCAUUUUUCUUUUGAUCUAGGAGCAGGUGGUUUAAUUGUACUUCAAGAUGACUCAUUCACUGCAACGCUUCCGACGUAUGGUUCUUAUACAUUAGGCUCAAAAAGACCAUCAAUAAAAAUAGGCAGUACAAUUACCGACACCUUAAAGUACUCUCCAGUUUUGAUAUAUGGAUCGUUAACCAUUGAUCAAACCGAUAGGACACAUUUAUAUCAAAUUGAUUUUGGACCAAACAAACCUGUCGUGGCUCCUGGUAAUGCCCCGGCAUUAUCUGUAAUCAAUACCAAGAUUUAUGGUAUAACAAAUUUAUAUGCGAACAUUUUUCAAAAUACGAUCGGUGGUUCACUAUCGACGUCUGGACUUCAUGCUUAUGUUCCUCAAAAUGCCUUCACUUUGAAUCUCUUAUAUCAACCUACAUUUACUAAUCCCAAUGAAGAACCAUAUGAUAUUUUAUUCACAGCCGAUCAAACUGCUUUGAUUACAAUCAAGAAUAUGAUACAAUAUCCAUCCGAUAUUUAUCAGCUUCAGGGACCCUUUCCUGCUAUCAGAGUGCUAUCCAAUGGAGCCGGUGUAUUAUCGAGUAGCUUUUCGGACCCUAACCAACUGUUAAACCUUGCAAUUGGUUCUGCGAAUGUUCGCUUUAGAUUACCUAAACCAGAAAGAAAGUUUGACUUACUGGCAAUAGGUUCAAAUAGAGACUUAUCUCCAAAUUAUGCAAUUCCAAGCUACUCCAAUGUUCUUACUAUAGCGCUGAUAGGCGAUUUAGUUAUACGCCCACCAUUUACUACUACUCAUACAGAUCCGAAAACAACUGAGAUUUUGCUUAUCAGUGAUUAUUCCAGUUCGGAUGCCGCCAAUCAUCAAUGGGUAAUUGGUCACUCUACUAUCACAUUAUAUAAUCAACCUCAAGGAGAUACGAAAAUAAUCGACUUAGGAAAUGGAGUUACAGAAUACCAAGUACUAUCCUAUGAGCCCUCACAGAUACAAAAUCCAGCGAAUCCGUUGAAACCAUAUGCAACAGUGACAAGAACAGUUCUCUACAGUCCACCUCCAGUGACAACUUUGAGCAUCGAUCAAAAUCACGAACACAUUGAAGAGGUCGUUUCAUAUUUCAUUACAACUGAUUCUAACAGUAAGAUAAUAACAGAUAGUAAGGUAAUAUCCAUUACAACUAAGUAUGACCCCGCACCCGAUCCAGAAACAAAUAUUAUAGAUUUAGGUAAUGAGGUUACGGAAUAUGUGGUCAUAUCAUAUUGGACAACUAUAAAUGAUCAAGGUAAGGUAUUUACGACAAGUAAAGUCCAAACAUAUAGUCCUCCACCUGUGACGAUCACAGCCACCACUGCUGCGGACUAUGUCGAGACGGACUGGAUCUCGUUCUUCAUCACCACGAAUGAUAAGGGGGAGAUUAUUACAGACAGCACACUGUUCAAUGCUACGCGUGACUACAACUUGCCUGAGGCUCCGCACACGUCGUUCGGGCCUGCACCUCCUGCCGAGACCAAGACUGUUGAUCUGGGCAACGAAGUGACUGAGUACCUGGUCAUCAGCUACUGGACGACCACCAACGAGUUUGGUGGGUUGAUCACCACUAGCAGCACCAGGACGUACAGCCCUCCACCUGUGACGAUCACAGCCACCACUGCUGCGGACUAUGUCGAGACGGACUGGAUCUCGUUCUUCAUCACCACGAAUGAUAAGGGGGAGAUUAUUACAGACAGCACACUGUUCAAUGCUACGCGUGACUACAACUUGCCUGAGGCUCCGCACACGUCGUUCGGGCCUGCACCUCCUGCCGAGACCAAGACUGUUGAUCUGGGCAACGAAGUGACUGAGUACCUGGUCAUCAGCUACUGGACGACCACCAACGAGUUUGGUGGGUUGAUCACCACUAGCAGCACCAGGACGUACAGCCCUCCACCUGUGACGAUCACAGCCACCACUGCUGCGGACUAUGUCGAGACGGACUGGAUCUCGUUCUUCAUCACCACGAAUGAUAAGGGGGAGAUUAUUACAGACAGCACACUGUUCAAUGCUACGCGUGACUACAACUUGCCCGAGGCUCCGCACACGUCGUUCGGGCCUGCACCUCCUGCCGAGACCAAGACUGUUGAUCUGGGCAACGAAGUGACUGAGUACCUGGUCAUCAGCUACUGGACGACCACCAACGAGUUUGGUGGGUUGAUCACCACUAGCAGCACCAGGACGUACAGCCCUCCACCUGUGACGAUCACAGCCACCACUGCUGCGGACUAUGUCGAGACGGACUGGAUCUCGUUCUUCAUCACCACGAAUGAUAAGGGGGAGAUUAUUACAGACAGCACACUGUUCAAUGCUACGCGUGACUACAACUUGCCUGAGGCUCCGCACACGUCGUUCGGGCCUGCACCUCCUGCCGAGACCAAGACUGUUGAUCUGGGCAACGAAGUGACUGAGUACCUGGUCAUCAGCUACUGGACGACCACCAACGAGUUUGGUGGGUUGAUCACCACUAGCAGCACCAGGACGUACAGCCCUCCACCUGUGACGAUCACAGCCACCACUGCUGCGGACUAUGUCGAGACGGACUGGAUCUCGUUCUUCAUCACCACGAAUGAUAAGGGGGAGAUUAUUACAGACAGCACACUGUUCAAUGCUACGCGUGACUACAACUUGCCUGAGGCUCCGCACACGUCGUUCGGGCCUGCACCUCCUGCCGAGACCAAGACUGUUGAUCUGGGCAACGAAGUGACUGAGUACCUGGUCAUCAGCUACUGGACGACCACCAACGAGUUUGGUGGGUUGAUCACCACUAGCAGCACCAGGACGUACAGCCCUCCACCUGUGACGAUCACAGCCACCACUGCUGCGGACUAUGUCGAGACGGACUGGAUCUCGUUCUUCAUCACCACGAAUGAUAAGGGGGAGAUUAUUACAGACAGCACACUGUUCAAUGCUACGCGUGACUACAACUUGCCUGAGGCUCCGCACACGUCGUUCGGGCCUGCACCUCCUGCCGAGACCAAGACUGUUGAUCUGGGCAACGAAGUGACUGAGUACCUGGUCAUCAGCUACUGGACGACCACCAACGAGUUUGGUGGGUUGAUCACCACUAGCAGCACCAGGACGUACAGCCCUCCACCUGUGACGAUCACAGCCACCACUGCUGCGGACUAUGUCGAGACGGACUGGAUCUCGUUCUUCAUCACCACGAAUGAUAAGGGGGAGAUUAUUACAGACAGCACACUGUUCAAUGCUACACGUGAAUAUAUCGAUGCUGAGGAAUUAUACAUAUCAUCAUCAUCGCCUUCCUCUUCUUUGUCUUCCUCUUUAUCAUCUUCUUUGCUUUUGUCAUCGUCAGAUAUUAAUUAUCUACCAUCUGAUACUUAUGUUAGCACUUCUAGCAUAUCUUCUAAUAUUUCAAACUCAGUUGAUCUCAGUUCAUCGAUUUCCUCUUCCUCUUCUAAUUUCAGUUCCGAUAAAUCGACAAUGCCAAGUUCUUCAGCAUUAGGAAGUGAUUUUAUUCCAUCUUCCUCCAUUAUUGAAUCAGUUAGUAUGAUCAGAAGUUCUACUGUUGUUUCUGAUAUCGUGACCGGCUUAGGAAGUCCCACAUAUUCUUUAGCACAUUCUCCGUCUUCUGAUAUGAGCUCUAUAAAUUCUUACGACUCCUCUAAACUAAUUCCAGAAGGAGGGUUUUCAGGAAGUACGGUACACCACUCAUCAGUGUAUUCCACCUCGAAAAGCAACGUUAAUGUAACAGUUUCAGAAAGCAGCAUUAUUGGUAUGGGCACCUAUGAUCCUCAUUCUACGUCUACAGAACAACAGGAUAUUAACGAGGUCAUUACUAGCAGUUCAUUACAAAGCACUUAUACAGGUAGUAGUUUGUCAAGCAAAAUCACUAGUUCGGAUUAUUUGAUUAAUAGUCAACCAGACACAAAUGCAUCGCAUAUUUUAUCACAUUAUUUUGCAACAAGCGAAGACGGAGUUGUAGUAACUAGUGUUGCGACGAUUUCAACUGUAUCUCAUAGUCACUUCCCUGCUUUUAAUGAAGCUGAUAACAGUGGUAGCUCUAGAGGUAAUACAGUUGUGACUGCAUCUAACAGUGUGAUUAACAAUUCUGAAACUAAUAAUACUGAACAGAGCACAAACAUAGAGAAUAAUAACUCAUUAACAACAUCCAAUAACAACCAAUCUGAGAUAUACGGCACUGCCACAACUUUAACAAACUCGAUCAAACAUACCAAUGAUGCUCUGCAUGAAAACUCGGCAAUUUCGGUUCAAACUUCAACCUCCACCUUGCCCAAUGUAUCUUCAAAGUCAAUCCUUCCAACCUCAUCCAUUCAGCGUACAUCACAACGGGUAUCCGAGGGCACAUUUUCUAUCGAUACUCUAUAUGAAGCUUCAGGUUCGCACCACAAAAAGUCUACCACGCUACUUGAAUCAAUGAUGCUUAUUUUCAUUAUUUUCUUCAUCUGA